Molecule: messenger RNA, 2967 nt
Organism: Fonsecaea nubica
Lineage: Eukaryota; Fungi; Ascomycota; Eurotiomycetes; Chaetothyriales; Herpotrichiellaceae
Exons: 6
Coding region: 1-2967 (988 amino acids)
Source: RefSeq, a predicted model, not a curated record
AUGUCCGCAAGGGCGCAUGUGAGACGGCUGAUUGUCUGCGUCGAUGCUGAAGAAUACAACGGGGAAGAUGGAACUUCAGGUGUGGGAAGCUAUGCAUAUCCUCGCCAAUACCAAUUAACACAGUCCAAGGAAACGAAAGCUCUAGGUCGGACGAUCGAGCAGAGUGUCCGCUACUAUCGUGCCGCCUCGGACGGGCCAAGUUUGAUAGAGAGGUUGAAGACCCGUGUGGCAACACCGUACUACGAGGACCAGAUCAAAUCCAUUGCUCGCGAAGUAUGCGAGACCCUUGAUGAACCUCAGGAUGAGCUCUUCCUCUACGGCUUCGGCCGAGGCGCUUUCGUCGUUCGUGCGGUGGCCGGACUGUUGGACACCAUGUAUUUACCCAAAAGCACGUCGUUGAGAUACUUCGAUACACUUUAUCAGACUACAUUGGACAUCUACCGGGCGCGCAAGGAGGAUGAUAACAGAAACGGCCCAAAGAUGAUCGAGUUUCUACGGUCGCAUACAACCCGGCCACCAGUCAUACAAUUCGUUGGGGUCAUGGACACUGUGAAAUACACUGCCGAAGGCCACAUGCAUGACAUCGCGUUUGUCCCAUCCAUCAAGAACCUGAGACAUGCCUUGGCUCUGAAUGAGACACGCUCUCAACUGAGUCCGGAAAUUUUCGAUCCACCAUCUGCUCCGGACAUGACGGGGAGAAGCUUCGUUCAAGCAUGGUUCAUGGGCUCGCACCAGGACCUUGGAGGAGGCGCCCGUGAGGAUGGUUUGUCCUUAUACCCUCUACAAUGGCUGCUCAUUGAAAGUAUGCGAGCUGGACUCGUUCUUCAACCCAAGCAAGAGGACUCGGUGCCUGCUGGGAAGGAAAACCCCCUCUCCCUAGCGUUCCCACAAUAUGCGGGCGAGGUACCAAAGCUCGAUGGGAGUGAAAAAAUUGAAUGGCAGAUCUACCACUCGAACGGCAUACAAGUCAGCUUCUAUGAUCUGCAGUCUCUGCACGGAAGUGCUGCCGAUGACAACCAAACCCACAAUUUACAGAUCAAUUGUUCAAGUUCACUGUAUAACAGCUCACGCAAAGCUUUCAGUUCCAAGGGAUUCAUUGGAUGGUGCGAUGAUGGAAGUUACGGCACGAUAAUUCAUCCUUCAGUAUUCUGCAUCCUGGACAGAUAUCCGCGAUUCUACGAACAGGCCCGAUUCAAGUCCAUGAAGAAGGAUCUGGCCGAUUAUCGAGACCGCUGCUUGAAGGAGGGAGAGGCAAUCCCUCCGUGGCUGGAAGGUUUACAACUGCAAGCAAGCGGCGUAAAAGCAUUCCGAAUACUGACUGAGGAGUCAGACAGCUACAAGCAAGGCAAUCAUGACAUCAACGAAGCCUUUGAAUCUCCCAAUAACCCUGGCCUGAUCAUUCACGACUCCAGAGGCUGGCAAGCAGGAAGUGACAAGGAACUUGAGUUGAUUGCCAAGUUUCUCCGCCAUCGGGCAUUUCAGAAAGAUCCAGCUGAGGCUUUGCAUGUGAUUUGGUUCUGCGUGGAUUCGGACGUCAGCCGUAUCGAGGAGGCCGACAAGCGAACCUUUCAAACCAUUGCACAGUUCUCCAACCACGUACCGGUAUUUGUGAUUGGGACCAAAAAGGACAAAUUGCUUGCCCUCCACAGGUGGCCUCUACUGGAUAAGUACAUGGAACAGACCGGCAACUACCCCGAGGCACAGCGACUGGCAAAUGAGGAAGCGGAUAGUUUGGCAGAGGAACAGUUCGAGGCGCUUCGCCGGGAGCUGUCACAAAUCAAGCAUUACAAGGCAGAUGGAUACUGCUGUCUCUCCAAGGAUGACGAUCAAGCAGUCAAGAGACUUUUGACACAGACCCUAGAUCUCAUUCAAGAUGAAAAGGUCCGAAUCUUCGCGGUUGCGGCACAAGUCGUGGAUGUCGAACAAAAGAUUGACUCCGCAAUCACAGAAUGCAUGCGUUUGGGCCUCCACGCGGUCCGCACUGCCAUGGUCCCGUUACCGCUUUCGGGCGCGAUAGGGACGCCAACUGUUGCUCGAAUCCUCUGUCAGCAUGUCCUCCAAUGUUUUGGAUUCCCCAAGGCGUUACCAGAAGAAGUUGAAGAAAUCAUGACUCGAGUGGUCCUUGGCCAUCUCAAGAAAUUUAUGACCGUGACGAUAGCGGAGUUUGUCGGGGUCGGAGUGGUAACUACAGGCGUCAUUUUCGGCACAAUGGGAGCGGGAGGAGCACUUGCGUUGUCAUUAUGCAUUCUAGCCGCUCCUCCCACGGCUCGGAUGUUGUUCAAAUGUGCCUGUGACAUGAUUCUCAUUCUUGAGCGAGCUUUCCGAUACCAGGGAAAGUACGUUUCCACGAAGCAGAUCGAGGAUGCGGCCGUCUACUAUACAACAGCCAUGACAAAAACCUUUGCCGGGAAAGAGCUCCUGUUACAGAAACAUGUUCACGAUGAAGUCGAUCGGUUAAUACCUCUGACCAAGAUCUCGACGGGAUUAAAAUUCAGCAAACUUCGCCCGGGCUUGGAAGACAUCAUCUACAAGAACCGGUUUCAAAAAUCUGGGCCAGCUAAAGAAGACGACCGGCACGGAGCUCAGGAGCUUAGUGGUCAAGGGAUUGCCGAGCUUGAUUCAACAACGAUCCCGAGCGAACUACCAGGGGGCAGGAGUUUGCCUGUGGAGCUUCCAGCAGAGGUGAAUAUUGCACGGCAAAUCCAGGAGAAAGAGGCAGUGCCAUCUAGAAUGACAUCAACCACUAGUAACACUACGACGACUGACGAUCUCCUCAGUCUGGAGGAGAAGACGACCAUGUCACAAACCCUGAGUGACCACUCUCUACAGUCAUCGCGUCAGUCGACGUUGGUUCUACCGCCAGAGAUCUCGGUGGACAAGACACAAACUGGAGGUGCGUUCUCACGGAGUACACGAAAGUGGUCAGCCAAGCUGGGAUUGAGGAAGUCAAAGACCACGCAAGGCUAG